UGUUUCUGAUAUGAUUAGCGACUCCCGAGUUACUUAACCUAGCACUAUGAGAGAAGUCCAGUCAUAUCACGCCAUGAUAGGAGGCUGCCCAGCUUAUUCAUCCAUGAGCAACAACAGAUUAGAGAUGGAACCAUCCAAAGAGUUUUUAUUCAACUACAAAGGGUUUUACUUUGCCGUAAAUACUACACCUGAGCAUGUAGCUUCCCUGGAGAAUUUUGAAAUCAAAGACAGUGAUAUAUUUAUAGCUACUUAUCCAAAAUCAGGAACAGUGUGGACCCAGAAUAUUUUGAGCUUAAUACUCCACGAAGGCCACCGUAAUGGAACAGAAAAUAUGGAGACCUUGGACAGAAUCCCCUGGGUGGAAUAUAAUGUAAAAAACAUUGAUUUUGGUAGUCUUCCUUUGCCUCGAGUUUUUGCCACUCACCUGCCUUACUACUUAACUCCAAGAGACCUGAGAAACAGAAAGGGACGUGUUAUUUAUGUCUCCAGGAACCCUAAGGACGUGUUGGUUUCUUAUUAUCACUUCUCUAAAUUCAUUGUAAUUCUAGAGAAAAUACCAGAUUUUAACAUUUUAAUGGAGAGAUUUUUAGCUGGAAAAGGUAGGAUAUUUUUUCUUACUAAGGAGCCUAAACCCUACUCCAUGAUGUCAGAGAGAAUGAGGAUUAAUUAUAAUAACAAACAUCAUGCACCCAGUAUCCUCAGCUAUGCUUAUCUGCAACCAAAGCUAGAGUUGAUGCCUGAGCUUGGCCCUCCUAUGGGAGGGAACACAGACAAGGUUUGCCAUUCUGCAAAUACAUGCAAGCUGCUUAUUCUAUUAUCAUCAACAUGCUUCAAGGUUACUUUAUUGCAGGAUCUCAGAAGCGCUGUGCUGAAAAUCUGCAACUUCAUAGGCAAGAAGCUGAGUGAAGAGGAAAUAGAAAGUGUUGUGAGACAAGCUACAUUUGAGAACAUGCAAAAAGACCCCAGGGCAAACUACGCGAACAUGCCAGAAGACCUGGCAAUCAAAGGGAAGGGCAGAUUUCUACGGAAAGGCACUGUUGGAGACUGGAAAAACACGAUGACAGUGGCGCAGAAUGAAAGGUUUGAUGAAGUUCUUAUGGACAAAAUAAAGACCCUGCCUAUCAAGUUCACCUGGGAUCUUGAGAGCGAAAUGUAGUCUGGUUUGAGUUUUGUCACUCUUUGGAGUUCAUUGAGGAUGGACAUGCCUGAAGUCCAGGAAGAACCAAACAUGACAAUUUUCAACUAUGUUGUAGAGAUAGUAAAUUAGAGAAGCCAUUCAGAAAAUGAGACUUAUCUGAAGUUGCUAUUCAAUUUCUUCAGUUUCCUCUUUGUAAUUUUAUGAAUUCUUUUAGUUAAUUUCCAUAGUAAACCAUGCAUUCCAUUCUUCAUGA
This is a messenger RNA of Coturnix japonica (Japanese quail), 1391 nucleotides long. The record is from RefSeq and is a predicted model, not a curated record. Lineage: Eukaryota; Metazoa; Chordata; Aves; Galliformes; Phasianidae.